Messenger RNA from Perca flavescens (yellow perch), 1320 nucleotides. Its product is annotated as olfactory receptor 10A6-like. The record is from RefSeq and is a predicted model, not a curated record. Bases 1 to 1320 code for a protein of 439 amino acids. Gene Ontology annotation, molecular function: olfactory receptor activity; G protein-coupled receptor activity; odorant binding. Gene Ontology annotation, cellular component: membrane. The transcript is spliced from 2 exons. Gene Ontology annotation, biological process: detection of chemical stimulus involved in sensory perception of smell; G protein-coupled receptor signaling pathway. Lineage: Eukaryota; Metazoa; Chordata; Actinopteri; Perciformes; Percidae.
AUGGACAAAGCAUGUGCACAGGGGACAGAUCCUUACCUCAGUUUAUUAGAAUACAGAAACACCCCGGUUGAUGGACUGAAGUCACCAACACAGUUGCUGAGGAGCAGGCGCCUGCGCUCAAUUCUCCCAGUCACUGAAAAGCAACUGCUGCCAGAGCUUGCCUGUCGCAGCACAGUCCACUGCAGGAGAGAACUGUGCCAAAGGCGGAAAAAGCAGUACUACGACCGAACAGCCAAAACACUGCCUGCACUACCAGUGGGUGCCACAGUCCGCUACCAGCUCCCAGCAGAGACGUGGAAACCUGCAACAGUCACAGAAACAAUAGGUACCCAGAGGUCAUACAACAUCUGCACUGAUGAAGGUCACACAGUCAGGGGAAACAGGCGUCACCUUUUGCAGACUCCAGAAGGUGGUUUCAUAUUUCACUUUGGGUCAUACUUUGAUAUUGGGCUCUUUAAAUACUUAUUGUUCACAAUUAUUAUCGGUUUGUAUGCUGUAAUUAUUUGUGCCAAUGUUUUGCUUAUUGUGGUUAUCUGUAUGAACAGAAGCUUACAUGAACCUAUGUACCUUUUUCUGUGCAGCCUGUUUGUAAAUGAACUGUUUGGUAGUACAGUAUUAUUUCCAUUCCUUCUGGUUCAGAUCCUCUCUGACAUUCACAUUAUUUCUGCUCCCUUCUGUUUCCUGCAGAUUUAUUGUGUGUUUGCAUAUGCAACUAUACAAUUUAUUAAUUUAUCCAUCAUGUCUUAUGACAGAUAUCUUGCUAUCUGUUAUCCUCUGCAAUAUAACACACGUAUGACAUCUAACAAGGUUGCAAUGCUUAUUGCGCUAACAUGGUUAUUCCCAUUUAUGGAAGUUGCUGUCACAAUAUCUUUGAGUUCCUCUUUACAGCUGUGUGGGAACAUCAUUAACAAAGUUUACUGUGACAAUUACUCUGUUGUCAAACUGGCCUGCUUUGACACCACAGUGAACAACAUUCAAGGACUCUUUAUCACUUGUCUUGUAGUCUUUUGUCCUCUCAUCGUAAUUCUUUACACUUAUAUGAGGAUUCUUAAAGUGUGUUAUUCUGGUUCUAAACAGACCAGACAGAAAGCUCUCAGUACCUGCACACCUCACCUCGCUUCCCUGAUUAACUUUUUCUUUGGUUCUUUCUUUGAAGUAGUGCAGAGCAGGUUUAAUAUGAGCAGUGUACCCAUGAUGUUGCGUAUUAUUUUGUCAUUAUACUUUCUGACCUGCCAACCAAUCUUUAACCCUUUAAUGUUUGGUUUGCAAAUGUCUAAAAUACGUAGUCUAUGUAAAAGUCUUAUCUUUGGUAAAAUGUAA